Ambispora leptoticha is the source of this 447-nucleotide messenger RNA. NCBI's taxonomy places the organism in Eukaryota, Fungi, Glomeromycota, Glomeromycetes, Archaeosporales, Ambisporaceae. The record is from the annotation of a GenBank genome assembly.
AUGACGAGACUAUCAAAAAGAAGGCAACAACUACGUGCAAAUGCUGUACAUGCGCGCACCACUCGGCAAGAGUCGCUAACCUCGUUGAUCUGGAAUCAAGUGAGGAUUGAUGAUGAGUUAAACAAUGACGAACAUGGGUGUUCAAUUAGUGACCUUUUACUUGUUGAAUCUAAAAAAGGUUUGAAAAGCAAACCCAUCCUUUCUGUUACAGAGGAGACUCAAGACGAGCAAAACGACGAAAAAGGCAAACCCAACGAGAAGCAGCAACAGGCUGGAAAUAUUAUUGAUGAGGAAUAUGCUGAAUAUGAACAUGAAAAUAUAAUCUGUAAGACUAUUGAUUUUGUUGUAAUGGUAAUCCAAAAGGAACCACUCUCUAAUGCUUAUAAGGUCCGAUAUACUGCCAUCCUAUACUUUCUUCGACUUGUAUUGAAUGGCACAAGGAAAUAG